UAACAAUAUCAUCCGUUUAAAUGAUUAUAAAUCAUUUAUAUUUUUCUAAUGUAACAUGAAAACUUACAGAUUGUAAUCAGUUUUUAUCAUGAAAACGCUAAUUUUUUGCAUAUUUUUUAUUAAAAUAGUUUUAAUAAAUGCUAAUGUGCCCCAAUUGGACGGACGCAUUAUAGGAGGAAAAAAUGCCAAUAUUACAGAAUGUCCUUAUCAAGUAUCAUUACGAAAAUAUGAUUCACAUAUAUGCGGUGGAACGAUAUUUCAUAAUAAAUAUAUUCUAACUGCUGCUCACUGUGCCUCAAAUGGCGUUGCUAGUAGUUUCAGCAUUAGAGCUGGUAGCAGUUAUUCAAUUAAAGGAGGAACAAUAGUUAAAGUAUGUUCCAUAUAUAAUCAUGAAAACUAUAGUGCAGAGACGAUGGAAAACGAUAUUGCGAUUUUAAAGUUGUGUACACCACUGACUUUCUCAAAUUACAUUUUACCUAUAACUUUGGCAGACGGUUCAGAAUCCAUUGCUGCUGGAAGAAAUGCCCUAGUUAGUGGAUGGGGUUUUAAAAUAGAAGAAGGUGCAGUAUCGAAUAUCUUACAAAAAGUAACAGUACCCUUCAUUACCAAUGCUCGCUGCAAAGUACUUUAUCCUGAUGAGAUAAUAACUGAUGGUAUGCUCUGUGCAGGACUUGGCCAAAAAGAUGCAUGUCAGGGAGAUUCAGGAGGUCCGCUACGGGCGAGUGGAAAACUAGUUGGAAUCGUGUCAUGGGGUUAUGGUUGCGCAAGACCACAAUUUCCAGGUGUUUAUACAAAAGUUGCAAAAUAUAGAAAGUGGAUAAAGCGCUACACAAAUUAUUAGAAUGAUAUAUUUAGUCUUGUAUAUAAAUGGAACUCAAAC
Molecule: messenger RNA, 880 nt
Organism: Psylliodes chrysocephalus
Lineage: Eukaryota; Metazoa; Arthropoda; Insecta; Coleoptera; Chrysomelidae
Source: the annotation of a GenBank genome assembly